GUCUUGUAUUCAUAGUUUCUAAAAAAAAGUAUUCAUCAUUCGAAAAAUUUCAGAGAACUUUUCGAUAUGAAUUUUUGGUUUUUAUUUACCAUUGUUAUGGUCACUUUAAUGCAACCUUUCGCUAAUGUAGCAAAGGCUCUACCGCAAGGCAUACCAGGUUUUCCAGAAAUGCCUGGUUUGCCUAGCUUUCCAAAAAUGCCAGAUUGGCAGAAAAUGCCUGCAUGGCGAAAAAUGCCAUUUAUGUUGGAAAUGCCAGAUAUGCCGUAAUAACCUAAAUGGACCCAACUACUGAAGA
Molecule: messenger RNA, 295 nt
Organism: Chrysoperla carnea
Lineage: Eukaryota; Metazoa; Arthropoda; Insecta; Neuroptera; Chrysopidae
Product: pre-mRNA polyadenylation factor FIP1-like
Exons: 2
Coding region: 67-267 (66 amino acids)
Source: RefSeq, a predicted model, not a curated record